Molecule: messenger RNA, 1287 nt
Organism: Eurytemora carolleeae
Lineage: Eukaryota; Metazoa; Arthropoda; Copepoda; Calanoida; Temoridae
Exons: 6
Coding region: 88-1212 (374 amino acids)
Source: RefSeq, a predicted model, not a curated record
UACUUUGCGCAUUUAGUUGGUUAUGUAGUUUUCCAUUUUAAGUUGCAUAAAGUCUUCAUGUUGCAUUAAUCUUUAACAAGCUUUAAAAUGAAUCCAAAUAAUAUACCGAUCGGCAAACGUAGAAAACCACUUGGCCGUGGAGAACCUUUGCGAGGGGGUAACCUCGGGUCAUCUAGAGGUUCAAGAAGAUUGAACUCGCAGGCUUUAGGGGGCUCACACAAUCCUUCCGACCCUACGAAUCAUGUCAAAAGUGCACCUCAGGUUCCAAGAGCGUCCUUCAAACUCCGGAAAGCGAUUAUACCCAAACAUGCUCUCAGCUUACUUACAGAACUUACAACUUCAUCUCAACAAAAACCAAGAUUUGAAUUCUACGAUAUUCCUGAGGUUGAGAGAGAGAGAAGAGCAUCAUUUAAUGAUAUUAGAAUUGAUCAGGUUGGAAAUUUUGACUGUAUUUGUAUUCUAGGACCUGAUCAAUAUAUAGGAGAAGGACCAACUAAGAAUGAUGCCCGGAAUUCUGCAGCAGAGGCUGCGAUUCAAGGAGAAAUCGUUAAUCGUUGCGAACUGAAUUAUGAAAACCGGAAACCUAGUGAAGACCAUUGUCCCUGGGGAGUAAUCGCUAGCCUAGCACUGUUUAAAAUGUAUGAGGCCUGGAAGCUGCAGGGAUACUCUAUACCUAAGGAGCUUCAGUAUGUAACGACGGAGGACACCUUGAAGCGGUCCAAUACCAGCACCUGGAUGGACAAGGAUACAGGUGGGAGACCUGCCUUGGCCAUAUUCAACGAGAAAGUGUUGCAAUCCAAUCACACUCACGAGUUCAGCCAGGUGGAGGAGACUGGACAACCCAAUGAUAAAAACUUCACGUUCAGACUGAGUAUCGGAGACCAGUGGAGCUACCUCGGGACCGGGAAAAGUAAAAAGGCCGCAAAAAAUAACGCAGCUGUUCUAGCGCUUAAGGAAUCAGAUAUAUGGUUCAAACCAAAACGAAGAUGGCAAGAAGAAGAUUACGAUGAGGUAGAAGAAGAAUCUGAAAUUGUAGAAAUUGAGGGAAAAUAUGAAAGAAAAGAACAAAAUGGAAAAGAACAAGAUGAAAAAGAACAAGAUGGAAAAGAACAAAAUGGAAAUGAACAAGAUGGAAAAGAACAAGAUGGAAAAGAAAAAGAUGGAAAAGAACAAGAUGGAAAAGAACUGGAUGAACACGAGAUGGAAAUCUGAUGUUAUGUAUUUUCCUUUUUUUCCUGUUCUUGUUAAUUUGCAUUUCUCAUAAAACUGAUCUUGUUGUUACAGAAA